CCGAGCGAGUGUUCCUAUUAGAUACACGGACAACCAGUCAAAUCGGGUUGUGCUCAUCGUAGUCGGCAAAAUCAUCGUUGUCUCGGCUUACUUUCCACAUGAGGGGAGAAGGAAUGCGGUGGCAGAGUUCAAUGCCCUAGCCAACUUGGUGAGGGCGAAGAUCCAGGUGAGUUGUCCGAGGUGAUGCUAGGUGCGGCGGAGGGGAUCCCGACGAAGCAGAUGAUUCGAGAGGUGCCCGAUGGAGUUGAGCUGAACGGCUGCGAAGAUGAGUUUGACGCCAAGGAGGCAGAGAAGAGUGGCAGAUUCAGCAAGGAUGAUCCCCUCCAGGAACACUACAAGAAGACUGGCUGGAUGGGGGGCCUGACGGGUAUGUUCGGAGACAAGAAGACAAUGUGGUGCCACCACAUGACCUCCGCCGGGGAGCCAGCAGUCCGAUCGGCCAAAAGCGCCGGGAAGUCUUUCAAGACCGUGGAGGAGGUGUGGCAGUUUCUGGACAAGAAGCCCUGCUGCGGGCGCUACGCCUACGACCGCAAGAAGGGCUCCCUGAUCUGCGGUCCCUGCAUCAAGGCUGACCACGACAAGACCUGCAACAGGGAUACCUGCCUGUUCAUCGCCUCGGGCCUGGAGUGCCCCGUCCCGACGGACGCGUUCAAGGAGUGAGCCUCCCCCCUCGCUGGCUGGACCCCGAAGCGGUGACCGACGCGGGGGGUGCGGAGGGAGGAGAAAACAGGAGGGAGGGCCCAUGCCUCCCUCCUUUCUCCCUUCCUUCCCUUCCCUCCCCUC
Messenger RNA from Prorocentrum cordatum, 783 nucleotides. Lineage: Eukaryota; Dinophyceae; Prorocentrales; Prorocentraceae. The record is from the annotation of a GenBank genome assembly.